Messenger RNA from Brassica oleracea var. oleracea, 1224 nucleotides. RefSeq lists its product as uncharacterized. Bases 1 to 1224 code for a protein of 407 amino acids. NCBI's taxonomy places the organism in Eukaryota, Viridiplantae, Streptophyta, Magnoliopsida, Brassicales, Brassicaceae. The transcript is spliced from 7 exons. The record is from RefSeq and is a predicted model, not a curated record.
AUGAUGUUUAAUCAGACCAUGGUUUUCCUAAUUCUCGGUAUGAUCAUACCAAUCGUAGUCGAAACUUUUCAGGGAAAGAGAAAACUUUCCGAUCUCCAUGAACAGGAAAUAAAACUACGGUUAAAACAACUCAACAAACCGGCCAUUAAAUCCAUCCAUAGUCCAGAUGGAGAUAUAAUUGAUUGUGUAUGGAUCUACGACCAACCAGCUUUUGAUCAUCCUUUAUUCAAAAACCACACCAUUCAGAUGAGGCCAAAAAGUAAUUCGAUAAGGGACAAAACAGGAGGUAAUAAGACAUACAUUAUACACCAAUUGUGGCGAACAAAAGGUGAAUGUCCUGAGAACACUAUUCCCAUCAGAAGAACAACAAGAGAUGAUCUUAUAAGAUCGGGUUCCAUCAAAAACUAUGGAAGAAAGAGUCCACCACCAACUAUUUAUCACACUGACGGCGUUCAGACCGAGGAAGUUCAUGAGCAUACGUGUGUGUACGUGGACUAUGGUCAGUUCCAUGGCAGCAAGAGUCGUAUAAGUAUAUGGAAACCAAAUGUUCUAAGGACGAGAGAGUUUAGUUUAGCUCAAACAUGGGUCGUCAAUGGAGAUUGGGACACUGGUUUGAACACUUUGGAGUCUGGUUGGCAGAUCUUGCAUGCUUUGUAUGGUGACAAGAACCCAAGACUUUUCGCCUAUUGGACGGGCGAUACAUACCAAGAAACAGGAUGUUACAAUCUUGACUGUCCAGGCUUUGUUCAAGUAAGCAGACACAUCUCCCUCGGUGCAUCUCUCAACGCUUUCUCAACUUACAACGGUGAACAAUACGACUUCCUUCUAACUAUUGAGAAGGAUCAAGAAACUGGACUUUGGUGGUUGAAGUUUGAGACAUACCUAAUAGGGUACUGGCCAAGCUUUAUAGUCCCCAAGUUAGCAGUGUCGGCACGAAAGAUCGUAUGGGGAGGAGAGAUUGUAUAUUACACUAGAGGCCAAGGGACACACACGCUUCCGCAAAUGGGGAGUGGCCAUUUUGCAGAGAAAGGGUUUAGGAAGGCGGCUUAUUUCAAUAGCUUAGAGUACAUUGAUACAUCUAACUAUCCGAUCACACCCUCUCCACAACAUCUUGAAGCUACUGUGACUCGUCCUGAAUGCUAUAACCUUAUGGUUGGCUCUAGCCAGAGGUGGGGAACUUACUUUUUCUAUGGUGGACCAGGUCGCAAUCCUCAGUGUCCAUGA